AUGGCGGAAGGUUCCCCCUCCCACCCUUAUUAUCCUCCCGGGGCUGACAUUGUCGGCUACACGCCCAACCAAGCCUCUGUUUUAGACCUCCUGGUUUCAUUCGGAGGCGGCUGCACGAUAUUGUUGGUAUUGACAUUGGCUGUCACAACUUAUGCCCGGCCGGCGCUUCGCCCGAGCGAAAAAAUUGCCAUUCUCUGGUUUGUGCUGUCUGGAUCUUUGCACUGUUUCUUUGAGGGCUAUUUCAUGACCCAUUAUGAUCGCAUGGCCUCCGCCCAAGAUCUGUUUGGGCAGCUAUGGAAAGAAUACGCCCUGUCCGACUCUCGAUACAUGACCUCGGAUACGUUGGUGCUUUGCAUGGAAAGCAUGACAGUACUCCUGUGGGGACCGCUUUGCUUUGUUGUUGCAGGGCUCACCGCCAAUCGGCACAGCCUGAAGCAUCCUUUCCAGCUAAUUGUUUGCAUGAGCCAUCUCUACGGCGAUACGCUGUAUUACGCCACCAGCCUCUUCGAUCAUUAUGCGAACCAGCGGCCCUAUAGUCGCCCUGAACCUUAUUAUUUCUGGGUGUAUUAUUUUCUGAUGAACUUCAUCUGGAUAGUGGUUCCGUUCUACUAUCUGACCGACAGCAUUCGUACGAUCUCGACCGCCAUUCGGGCCCAGCAGGAGUCAGGCGCGAGUCGUAAAACACAAUAG
Molecule: messenger RNA, 690 nt
Organism: Penicillium chermesinum
Lineage: Eukaryota; Fungi; Ascomycota; Eurotiomycetes; Eurotiales; Aspergillaceae
Product: EXPERA domain-containing protein
Exons: 4
Coding region: 1-690 (229 amino acids)
Biological process (GO): sterol biosynthetic process
Cellular component (GO): endoplasmic reticulum; membrane
Molecular function (GO): cholestenol delta-isomerase activity; C-8 sterol isomerase activity; steroid Delta-isomerase activity
Source: RefSeq, a predicted model, not a curated record